ACCUCAGAUUUUUUUUUCUCUUUCUAGUGCGGCUCAUAUCAGAUCAUCUAUUUGCCGUUCCUUUAAUCUUGCCCGCAAUCGAGAUGCUAUAUGAUCCUCCGGGGAGAGCCUUACCGGGCGGAGAGCCCUGCCUAGCCCAGCCCUGCGUGUUCCCCCCCCUUCUCCCAUGAAAAGCUCUCUCUCUUUUUUUCGUCUCCUAUCUGUCGAUCUCGAGAUUUUAACCUAUGUCCUCUAGACAAAAACGCCACAAGACGUAGUGGUGUAUGCCGUAUUGGGCCCUGACGAAAACGCGACGAAAACCAGUGCAGCACGAUGGCGUCCCUACGACUGCUCCUCUUCCUCCUCCUUCCCGUCUUCGUGUCUUUAGCUCUCGUCAUCGCCACGCCGAGCCUCGUGACGUACAUGCCGGACUGCGCGCAAGACUGCAUCCUGAAGUCUCUCAACGGGACCUGCACCGGGCCGGAAGACUCGCAGUGUCUGUGCAAUAACAUGCGGACUAUCGGUGUGGGCUCGGUGCCCUGCGCCUCGGCAGCCUGUAAUAACUCGACGGAGGGGGUCGCAAACGAACUCCGGUCGGGAUUCAUCAAGUAUUGCGGCGCCGCCGGGGUCUCGGUGUCUCCAGAGGCCACCGCGAUACCAAGUUUUGGAUGGGGUGGUGGUGGCUUGGGAGGAGCGAGCAUGACGGCAGCAAGUACUACUACUAGCACACCAACUUCCUCCUCUUCAACAAACGUUGCAGCCACGGGAGAAGCGGAGACUUCAGCGAACGCGUCAGCCCCAACCUCAAGCGUUGGCGGCGGCGGUCUAAGCGCGGGGGCCAUAGCCGGGAUAGCCGUGGGCGGUGUUGUCGCCGUAGUCUCGACCACGGGGGGCCUUCUACUCCUCGCUUUCCGACUUGGCCGGAACCACUCCAACCGGAAGAAAGACGAGGCCGCGCCGUCGGGACAGCGAGAAGACGGCGACGGUAGCCCCGAUCCCAGUAAUUCGGCCAACGAGGUGAUCACGGCGGAUAAGCCGCAGUUGGAAGGCAAGCCCUUGAACGAGCUCCCGACUGAGUACACGUUAUCCGGGUUCGACCCCAUCAAGGAAUUACCGACGGAAGAGCGGCCCGUGGAGCUCAGCGCCGACUCGUUGCUGCGGUACUCGAACAAUGGGACCCCUGUGUUGCCUAGUACAUCGUGGAGAUGAUGGGGGCGAGAGUGUGCGGAUAUUUCGAAGACGAAAUAU
Molecule: messenger RNA, 1227 nt
Organism: Annulohypoxylon truncatum
Lineage: Eukaryota; Fungi; Ascomycota; Sordariomycetes; Xylariales; Hypoxylaceae
Exons: 2
Coding region: 313-1188 (291 amino acids)
Source: RefSeq, a predicted model, not a curated record